Molecule: messenger RNA, 4157 nt
Organism: Diorhabda sublineata
Lineage: Eukaryota; Metazoa; Arthropoda; Insecta; Coleoptera; Chrysomelidae
Gene: Khc
Product: kinesin heavy chain
Exons: 14
Coding region: 170-3115 (981 amino acids)
Biological process (GO): microtubule-based movement
Molecular function (GO): microtubule motor activity; ATP binding; microtubule binding
Source: RefSeq, a predicted model, not a curated record
UUGAUUUGAAGUUUUGGCGAUGACAGUGGAAUCUGUGAACAAAGAUGUCUGUCCAUUUCGUGUAAGACAGUUUUGAGCAAAAAGACAUAUUUUGAGUGCAAAUAUAUAUAUAUUUAUUAAGAUAUGAUUUAAUGUAAUCAGUGCUGUGAGUAAUUUAACAUUAGGAAAAAUGUCGGUCGAUCGGGAAAUACCAGCAGAGGACAGUAUUAAAGUCGUGUGCAGAUUUCGACCCUUAAAUGACUCCGAGGAAAAGGCUGGGUCGAAAUUCAUAGUUAAAUUUCCCCAAGGAGCAGAUGAAAACUGUAUUUCAAUAGCGGGCAAAGUGUAUUUAUUCGAUAAAGUUUUUAAACCAAAUGCUACCCAAGAAAAAGUAUACAAUGAGGCAGCGAAAAGUAUUGUCACUGACGUUCUCUCUGGUUUUAAUGGAACUAUUUUUGCUUAUGGACAGACGUCUUCUGGUAAAACGCAUACAAUGGAAGGUGUCUUAGGUGAUCCUCAGAAACAAGGAAUAAUUCCAAGGAUAGUUAAUGACAUAUUCAAUCAUAUUUACGCAAUGGAAGAAAAUUUAGAAUUUCACAUAAAAGUAUCGUAUUUUGAAAUCUAUAUGGAUAAAAUUAGAGAUUUAUUAGAUGUAUCUAAAGUAAAUUUAAGUGUUCACGAAGACAAAAAUCGGGUACCAUUCGUAAAAGGUGCUACGGAAAGGUUCGUCUCGAGUCCCGAAGAAGUUUUCGAAUCCAUCGAAGAAGGAAAAUCCAAUAGGCACAUAGCUGUAACAAAUAUGAAUGAACAUUCGUCAAGAUCACAUUCAGUAUUUUUGAUAAACGUCAAACAAGAAAAUUUGGAAAACCAAAAGAAACUUUCCGGGAAACUUUACUUAGUAGAUUUGGCGGGUUCCGAAAAGGUGUCAAAAACGGGGGCUGAAGGUACCGUCUUGGACGAAGCGAAAAAUAUUAACAAGUCUCUUUCGGCGUUAGGAAACGUAAUCAGUGCUUUAGCCGAUGGCAAUAAAACUCACAUUCCUUACAGAGAUUCGAAAUUAACUAGAAUACUUCAAGAAUCUCUAGGAGGUAACGCCAGAACAACCAUCGUUAUAUGUUGCUCUCCAGCUAGUUUUAACGAAUCGGAAACAAAAUCCACAUUAGAAUUUGGUAAAAGAGCUAAAACCGUAAAGAACGUCGUCUGCGUCAACGAGGAACUUACCGCAGAAGAAUGGAAGAGGCGGUACGAAAGAGAAAAGGAGAAAGUUGCAAGAUUGAAAGGAAAAUUAGAGAAACUAGAAGAGGAACUCAACAGGUGGAGAAACGGAGAGACUGUGAAAGUGGAAGAACAAGUCAACCUCAACGAACUGUCAGAUGCCGCUACACCUGUUUCCGGUAUGGAAGAAAGUGUCAUAGCGGAAAAACCUUCUGGUCCUCUUCCAGCAACCCCAGCUCUAAUGAUCGGAUCUACUUUGGGAAUAGAAGAAAGAAAUAAAUUGGAACUCGAAAGAGAAAGAUUGUAUCAGCAAUUAGACGAAAAAGACGAAGAGAUCAAUCAACAGAGUCAGUACGUCGAGAAACUCAAAGAGCAAAUGCUUGAACAGGACGAACUCAUCGCGGGUACCAGAAAGGAUUAUGAAGCCCUACAAGCCGAAAUGAACAGGAUUCAGCAAGAGAAUGAAAGCGCCAAAGAGGAAGUCAAAGAGGUACUCCAGGCGCUCGAGGAACUUGCAGUGAAUUACGACCAAAAAAGUCAGGAAGUCGAGGCUAAAAAUAAAGAAAUGGAAUCUCUUUCCGAAGAAUUGAUGCAGAAACAAACUAGUUUGAAUUCCACCACCACCGAAUUGCAACAAUUGAAGGAUAUGAGUAGCCACCAGAAAAAGAGAAUAGCUGAAAUGUUGAGCAACCUCCUGAAAGAACUAGGAGAAAUUGGUAACAGUCUUGGAGGCAGUGGUGACGGCCAGGACAUUAAGAUUUCCAAUGAUGUUGCAAAAUUAGAAGAAGAGUUUACAGUGGCGAGAUUAUAUAUAUCUCGUAUGAAGAGCGAAGUAACUAGUCUGACUCAAAGGUUGCAAGAAAUCGAAAACAAAGAACAGGAUAGUAACAGGAAAGUAACUGAAUACGAAAAGGAAUUGGCAGAAUGUCGUUUGUUGAUAUCUCAACACGAAGCGAGAAUGAAGAGCCUUCAAGAAUCCAUGAGGGAAGCGGAAAACAAAAAGAGAAUGCUAGAAGAAAGCAUCGAUUCUUUGAGAGAGGAAUGUGCUAAGUUGAAAGCUGCGGAACAGGUACAAAGUGCUAGCGAAAGUGAGAAAAAAGAAGCGAAUGAACUUCGUCUCGCUUUGGAACAACAAAUGGAUCAGUUGAGAGUUGUACAUCAGAAACAAGUAGCUGCUUUGAGGGACGAAAUCGCCGAGAAACAAAGUUUAAUUAACGAUAUCAAAGACUCAAACCAAAAACUUACCUUAGCCCAGCAACAGUUGCAGUCCGAUUACGAGAAAAUCAAAUUGGAAGAAACGGAGAAAUCGCACAAGCUGCAGGAACUCAUCGCUACGAACGAGAGACGAGAACAGGCCAGGAAGGACCUUAAGGGAUUAGAAGAUACCGUCGCCAAAGAAUUGCAAACGUUACAUAACCUUAGAAAAUUGUUCGUGCAAGAUUUACAGGCCCGUAUGAAAAAGAAUCUGUCAUCCGAAGAUAACGAAGAAGACGGUGGAUCUCUGGCUCAAAAACAGAAGAUUUCCUUUUUGGAAAACAACCUCGAUCAGUUGACGAAAGUACACAAACAAUUAGUUAGAGAUAACGCCGAUUUGCGUUGCGAACUUCCUAAAUUAGAGAAAAGAUUACGGGCCACAAUGGAAAGAGUUAAAGCGCUAGAAACCGCGCUCAAAGAAGCCAAAGAGGGCGCCAUGAGAGACCGCAAAAGAUAUCAAUAUGAAGUUGAUCGCAUCAAAGAGGCUGUGAGACAGAAGAACCUUGCGAGAAGAGGUCCCGCAGCCACAAUCGCCAAACCAAUUAGAGCCGGUCAACAUACAGCGAGUAAUUCUGUUAUUAGAACGGGAGGGGGGAAUUUAGCUAACAGGCCGAAUGACGAAGCCCUCAAACGUAGGUCCGUUAUCGGUGGAGAUAAAGGUCAGUAGUAAGUAGUUUACUUAAUGUGUAAACUAAAAUUAGAUGUGGAAAUUAGUUACUCAGCCCAAAAACUUCCUGGUUGUCUUAUCCACCUAAUUUAGCUGGUGACUAUUGUCCAAAUAAAGAAUGUGCUAAAAGGUAAAUGAGUUUAGAAUAGUAGAGGUUAAGAACAUAGGACUUCUGAUAUGUUGAUGUCCUUUGAAGACAUUUAAACCGUAGAGACUACGGUGGCUUAGAUCAGCUGUUGAAUGGAAACCGCAUGAUGGUCCCAGUCACCUAGUUAACGAAAACCAGCAUCUGUUCUUCCUUGAAACCAGUUUUACUCUGGAUGGAGAAGGGAUGAAGGUCGAAGGUCUGGGACCGUUAAGUUCUGAGCCUUCUAGCCUUUUCACUGUUUGACAUCAACAGAAGCUGAUGCUUUGGGAGUAGUGGGGAGCUACGCUACCAUUUACAUAUCGACACUAUCCAAAGGCUUCUGGAAGGGGAGCUUUGACCUUCUCCGUGUCACUAUUUUCAAAAUUAGAUUCACGCACCUUUUUUUGAUUAUUUAAAAUUUAAAAUGAUUCACUGUAUUAAAAUAUAUUGAAAAUUAAUUAAAUAAGAAACUAAAUAUAUUUCUAUUUUUCAGAUUAAGUUGCCGAUCACCUAUAGGUGCUUAAGACAUUUUUAGUAAGCAAGAAUUUAAAGAAAAAAAAUCCUUAAACCGUAAUACCAAAAAUAUUGCCGAUUCUUUGCGCGAGUCUGUCACCAGCAGUUUUUGAAAUAUCAAAUAGAAAAAAAUUGCUUGUUUAGACUCGCCCUUCAAUGUGCUUACAGCUUAGAUAUUUCUGUAGUAUAAGGUUGCACUCAAACAUUGCAUUGAAAAAAAAAAUAAUAAUAAUAAUAAUUAUUAUCGAAGUAAUGUAACAGAUUGUUGGCAAAUUGUUUAAAACAACUUUCUUUUUAUAUAUUUUUUUAAAUAUCACUUCUCGCUUCUAUCAACGUAAGUGUUAACACUAAGAAAAAUAAUGUGCUUGUGUGGUAUCCUGUGAAAUAUAUUUUUUGAUUUGA